Coregonus clupeaformis (lake whitefish) is the source of this 2165-nucleotide messenger RNA. It is a transcript of the gene ap1s2, whose product is annotated as adaptor related protein complex 1 subunit sigma 2. Bases 107 to 589 code for a protein of 160 amino acids. Gene Ontology annotation, molecular function: clathrin-cargo adaptor activity. The record is from RefSeq and is a predicted model, not a curated record. Gene Ontology annotation, biological process: intracellular protein transport; vesicle-mediated transport. The transcript is spliced from 6 exons. Lineage: Eukaryota; Metazoa; Chordata; Actinopteri; Salmoniformes; Salmonidae. Gene Ontology annotation, cellular component: AP-1 adaptor complex; intracellular membrane-bounded organelle; membrane coat.
CCCCGCUGAACGGCUUGCCCACUUCACAGGGUGGGACUGCACAUUUCUAAAGAAUAGAUUUGAAUCAACAAUUCAUAGUGUAUUUGAGUCAACAAUCAAGCUAAAGAUGCAGUUCAUGCUGCUGUUCAGUCGGCAGGGGAAGCUGCGGCUGCAGAAGUGGUAUGUUCCCCUGUCAGACAAGGAGAGGAAGAAGAUCUCCAGGGACCUGGUCCAGACCAUUCUAGCCCGCAAGCCCAAGAUGUGCUCCUUCCUGGAAUGGAGGGACCUCAAGAUCGUCUACAAGAGAUACGCCAGCCUGUAUUUCUGCUGUGCAGUGGAGGACCAAGACAAUGAGCUCAUCACACUGGAGAUCAUCCACAGAUACGUAGAGCUGCUGGAUAAGUACUUUGGCAGUGUGUGUGAGCUGGACAUCAUCUUUAACUUUGAGAAGGCAUACUUCAUCCUGGAUGAGUUCUUGCUGGGAGGAGAGGCUCAGGAGACGUCCAAGAAGAACGUCCUGAAGGCUAUAGAGCAGGCCGACCUGCUGCAGGAGGAUGCCAAAGAAGCUGAAGCCCCACGGAGUGUCCUGGAGGAGAUCGGCCUGACAUAAACUCCCGCCCUCCAUCACUGCCCCAACCAUCUCCCUCUCUUUACUCUCUCUCUCUCUUCACAGGGCCCACACAUCUUUCUUUCUCUCUCUCCCCCUCUUGUUCUUGCUCUCUCUCUCCUUUAAUGUGUAGUGGUGUUGUCUUGUACUAAAACUCUAUGAUGUUGCUAAUAUUACUUGUGCCAACUGUCUGUUCCUUUUUUGUACCAUGCCUCGUCUACACCCGCUGUCACCUUUUUGAAACCCCUAUGGUAUAUGUAGCCAGUAGCCACAAACUACACCAAUAAUAACAUAUCUCACCCACCUUCCUUAAGUCAGUGUUUUGUUGUACAUGUCCAUGAUGGCCACUUUAACUUCAGUCUAGACAAUGGAAAACAAUUCAAAGUAUUUCAUAAAGAGUAAGAUAAACCCCAUGUUACUUGAAUGGGAUUUUCACAAGUAAAGUAAGCAAAGCGAUGUCAGUAUUUUUAAAGAAGUGUUACAGUUAAAAGUAUUCAUGUUCAUUCUUUCAUUGUUUGACCAAAGAACACUGUGUUAUAAUCAUUCUAUAGUUUUGAAGAUAAAUGGUGUUUAGGGAAAAAUAUGCGCUCUCUCUCAGGGUUGGGGUCAAUUCCAUUCCAUUUCAAUUCAGAAAGUAAAAUUGACCAUUUCAAUUUUUACUCACUGAAAAGCAUGGAAGGACAUUUGCAUUGGAAUAUCAGUGUAUUCCUGAAUUGAAAUGGAAUUGACCCCAGCCUUGUUCUGUGUAGCCCGAGUCCCAGAUCUUUGUGCUGUCUUGCUACGGCCUAUGUCGUUCCAUAUGUUCAGUUGGAAAGACCGCACAAACACAACUGGGACUCAGCCCACUCUGCAUGCUUUACAAAGGCAAGGGAAGACUAACACCAGUGCAAAUGAACAAGAAGGGAUUCUGUUACUAAUCAAACUUCUAUUCAUCACACAAUGCUUUAACUGUCAAUGAAAAUGCAUUUAGGGAACUUGUUUCGUAGCCUGGUUCUGAACUGAAUUGUUCUGUUCAUUAAGUGAAGCGAUCUUCAAACUGACCUAUUCAGUUUGGAUUCAGCCAGGCUACUUGUUAUGAGGAAGGUUGUGACAAUUGAAGCACAAAUCAUGAGGUACUCCCACUACAUCACUGCCUGUGCUUAGUGCACACAGACAUGACCAGUUGUUAUUGAACUGUUUACAAAAACCGUGGGUUAAGGAAGCCUAAACCUAUUGCAAUUUCCUGUCUACCGUACAUCAGACUGCUCAGGCAAUCCUUUACCAAUGACUAGAAUGGUGUCCUGUUAGGACAUUUUAAUGUUCUCUGUAUCUGUCAGCUUGUACUGUAUUUGCUCUUUAACUGUGGUUACAUCCAAAAUGGCACCCUAUUCCCUACAUAGUGCACUACUUUUGGCCAGAGCCUAUGAAGAAGUGCACUAUAUAGGGAAUAGGGCGCCAUGUCUUGCUCCUGUGUACCUUAUGAAUCAUCUCAUAGUAUUGCAUUUUUAUUUUUUAUUUUUAACACAGCCAACAUUGUCACUACUUUAGUUCUCUCAAACACCGCAAAUCAUUAACAAUAAAUGUCUCUGGCUUAUCAGAA